This is a messenger RNA of Aphidius gifuensis, 431 nucleotides long. RefSeq names its product mitochondrial import inner membrane translocase subunit Tim9 (gene Tim9a). The transcript is spliced from 2 exons. NCBI's taxonomy places the organism in Eukaryota, Metazoa, Arthropoda, Insecta, Hymenoptera, Braconidae. Bases 97 to 381 code for a protein of 94 amino acids. The record is from RefSeq and is a predicted model, not a curated record.
AAAAAAAACAAAAAAAAGAAAAUUAUUUCUCCAAGUAAAAUCGACAAUUUUUUAAUUGAAUAAAUAAUUAAUAAUAAAAUAAUACAAUAAACAAAAAUGGCAAUGGCUGUUCCAGGUGUACCAGUUGAUGUUGAAGCUGAACAAAUUAAAUCAUUUAAAGAUUUUUUGAUGUCUUACAAUAAAUUAUCAGAAGUUUGUUUCACCGAUUGCAUAUCUGAUUUUACAACAAGAGAAAUUAAAGAUAAAGAAGACAAAUGUGCAUUAAAUUGUAUGGAAAAAUACUUGAAAAUGAAUCAACGAGUAUCAACUAGAUUCCAAGAAUACCAAGUUCUCAUGAAUGAAAAUGCAAUGGCAAAUAUAAAGAAAUUAAAUGAAAAAUAAUUAGCAAUAUCAUUUUUUUUUUCCUGUAAAUUUGACUUUGUCUGUUAACA